Molecule: messenger RNA, 4536 nt
Organism: Neoarius graeffei (lesser salmon catfish)
Lineage: Eukaryota; Metazoa; Chordata; Actinopteri; Siluriformes; Ariidae
Product: alpha-2-macroglobulin-like
Exons: 35
Coding region: 1-4536 (1511 amino acids)
Cellular component (GO): extracellular region
Molecular function (GO): endopeptidase inhibitor activity; methyltransferase activity; 2-oxoglutarate-dependent dioxygenase activity
Source: RefSeq, a predicted model, not a curated record
AUGGUCGGACUCAUCUCGGGCGAGGAGAGUGAGCUAGCAUACAGGGACGAGGUGGAGCGGCUGUCAGAGUGGUGCAAAGUCAACAAUCUGCUCCUCAAUACCACCAAAACAAAGGAGCUGGUUACUGACUUUAGGAAAAACAAAGCUGACAUCCAGCCACUCAUCAUCAAUGGGGCCUGUGUAGAGAGGGUCCCGGUGUUCAGGUUUCUCAGCAUUGAACUGGAGAACAACCUAACCUGGAGUGCCAACACCAAGGAGCUGCUGAAGAAGGUGCAGCAGAGACUGUACUUUCUGAGAAUCCUCAGAAAGAACUGUUUCCCUCAAAAUCUGCUCCGGACCUUCUAUCAUUGCUCCAUAGAGAGUGUGCUCACGUACGGACUGUGUGUAUGUGUUUACCUGUUGGCUGUGACGUCGCUGCCUGUAGGGGGCACUACAGAGAAGCUAUGCAUCACCGUCAACCACUGUGAAUCCAUUUCACUCAUGGUGUCCCUGCAGUAUAACCACAAGAAUGUCACACUUCUACAGAAAACACUUGCAAGAGAGGAGAACUACUUCUGUAGCCCGUUCCAGGUUCCUGUUGUAACCAAGUACACUGUGGCAUUUAUAAGGAUUCAGAUUGAAGGGUCCAGAACAUUCCUGGAAAACGCGACAAAGAUCCUCAUCAGACCUCCAGAACAAGUGCUCAUCGUUAAGACAGACAAACCCAUCUACAAACCAGGACAAACAGUGAAGUUUCGCAUCGUCUCUCUGGAUAGCAGUUUCCUCACCUACAAUCAGAAGUUUCCGAAAAUAGAAAUGGAGGACCCGAACUCAAACAUCAUUGGUCAGUGGCUGAAUAUCCCCACAUCCAGCGGUCUUGUGGAUGUGUCAUAUCCCAUCAACUCUGAGGCCACAGAAGGAGUUUAUGUUAUCACAGUCUGGGACAAGAACAACAACGAGUUCACACAAUACUUCGAAGUCAAGGACUACGUUCUGCCAAAAUUUGAAGUGACGGUCCAGCUGCCUCCAAAAAUAACCAUCUUGGACACGUAUGCCAUCCUCAAAGUGUGUGCAAAAUAUGCGUACGGGAAGCCGAUGAAUGGGACGGUGAGGGCCACUGUCUGCCAUAACAGCUACAAAGUGAUUCCCAACAUCUGUAGGAAGUAUAAAAUGGAGACUGACAAGAAUGGCUGUGCAGAACGUGUCAUAAAUCUGAAAGAAUUUGCAUUAAACGAUUCACGCUCUGAGUCAAUCGUAGCUGAUUGUGAAGUGGAAGAAUACGGAACUGGCGUGAUUCAGAAGAUUUCAUGCGACUCUCCUAUAACAGCUAUGAUGCACACAAUUACAUUUGAGAAUUCACUAACAACGUUUAAGCGCGGACUGGCAUAUGACGGAAUGGCACGGACUGAAAUGACAAACAAUCUACGCAUAGCAGAUUUGCCCACCCCAUACUACCCUACAGCCAAGCUCUUUCUUCAGGCUUUCUUUUCUGAGAGCCAGAGUUUUAUUGAACUGAAGAGCAGCUUGAAGCCUUUCAGCUGUAAUACAAAUGCGAUCAUCAAGGCUGAGUACAGGAUCCAGGAGAGUGCACUCAGACCACAGCAGAGCACCUUGACCUUCUACUACAUGGUGAUGAAUAAAGGACAUUUAGUUCAAGAAGGACAGAUCAUAGAAGCCAUUAACCCUGGAACAGAGCACAGAGGUGAACUGGUGAUUACUCUGCAGAAGAUGCUAAAGGUAACCCCUGUUGCUCAGGUGGCCGUGUAUACAAUCCUUCCCAGUGGUGAGGUCAUAGCAGACAGCAUGAACUUCCCCAUUGAGCUGUGUUUGCCAAACAAGGUGUCUCUAAAGUUUUCACCUUCUGUGGAGAUUCCUGGUGGUAAUACGACGCUGACGCUGAGAGCUGCUCCAGGUUCGCUGUGUUCAGUGAAGGCAAUCGAUAAGAGUCUGCUGCUGCUGCACCCAGAGAAAGACCUCAGUAUCCAAUCAGUGUUCAACAUGCUGCCUGUCCAGAAAUUAUUAGGAUAUCCAUUCAUGAUCACAGAAGAGGAUUCGAACACAUGCCAGAGGAUCCCAAGGUCCUUCACUCUUGAAGUUCCUCAAACCAAUUAUCUGAACAAUGAAAAUGUGGAUGUGUACAGCGCCUUUAAAACUAUUGGAAUCAAGAUCAUCUCCAAUGCAAACAUAAAGAGACCUUCAGCAUGUAUAAACUCUGUUUCCAGUCCUUUUGACACUGUACCCAUGUCCACAUCCACUGUCUUCUUCCUGUCCACUGAAGCAUCCGACCAGCCAUCUACAACCCAAUCAGAAGCCAAAACAGUUGUUUCCAUCCGCAGUUUUUUCCCAGAGACGUGGAUUUGGGAUCUUGUUCCAGUCAGUCAAUCUGGAACGAUUGCCAUUAAUAAAACAGUUCCAGACUCCAUCACUACAUGGCAGGCUGGUGCAUUUUGUACAUCACCUGAUGGAUUUGGAGUCGCCCCGAUAGCUGAGGUCACUGCCUUCCAGCCUUUCUUUGUGAGUCUCACCAUGCCAAGCUCCAUCAUCCGAGGAGAAGCGUUCACACUCAAAGCCACUGUCUUCAACUAUCUCCAAAGCUGUAUGAUGGUGAAGGUGACUUUGGCCGACUCACAUCAGUUCUUCGCAGAAAUUCACAGUAAAUGCAUAGAGAUACAAUGUCUGUGUGCUGCUGAGAGCUGGACCUUCUCCUGGACCAUCACACCUCUGGUUCUUGGGGAGGUGAGCAUCAGUGUGACAGCAGAAGCCAUUCACUCAUCGAUUCUCUGUGGGACGAGUAAAGCUUCUGUUCCAGAGAAAGGACACAUCGACACAGUCAUUAAAACACUGCAAGUGAAGGCUGAAGGAAUCAAACAGUAUAAAGCUGAAAAUAAGCUUCUCUGCCCAUCAGGUGGAGUUAAGGAGAUGGUCUCACUAACCCUGCCCGAUGUAUUUGUGAAUGGUUCAGCCAUGGCUUCAGUCUCUGUGCUGGGAGAUCUGAUGGGCCGAGCUCUACAGAACCUGGCGAGUCUCCUGGCAAUGCCGUAUGACUGUGGAGAGCAGAACAUUUUACGUUUCGCCCCCAACAUCUAUAUCCUGGACUACCUGAAAAGCACCAACCAGCUCACACCUGAGAUCAGGAAAAAAGCUCAGAACUGCCUCCGGAGCGGGUAUCAGAGACAACUCAACUACAGACACAAUGAUGGAUCUUACAGUGCUUUUGGGAUGAGCGAUAAAUCAGGAAACACAUGGCUGACUGCGAUCGUGGUGAAGUCUUUCGGACAUGCGAAGCGAUACAUCUAUAUAGAUCAGGUGCAUGUGGUUCGGGCAAAGACCUGGCUCAGUAAACAGCAGAAGGCUAAUGGAUGCUUUACCUCAGUGGGACAACUCUUCCAGAGCAACAUGAAGGGAGGAGUGAAUAAUGAUGUGACCCUCACAGCGUACAUCACAGCUGCAAUGCUGGAACUCAAUUAUACAAUUACAGAUCCUGUGGUGAGAAACGGUCUUAAAUGCCUGAUGAAUGCGUCCGCUCAGGUGAACUCCACCUACACCAAAGCUCUCCUUUUCUACACCUUCACCCUAGCUGGAGCUCACGGAAUGAGCACCACACUCAUGUCAGAGCUGGAUGAAGUGGCCAUAACCUCAGGGGGUGGGAGACACUGGAGCUCAGUGAAUGAUGGGAUCAAGAUGGACUCUUUGGAGGUGGAGAUGACUUCAUAUGUUCUUCUGGCUCUGUUGUCUGGACCCCAGAUGCCUGGGUUUGAUCUGAGCUACAGUGCCAGCAUCGUCCACUGGCUUUCUCGGCAGCAGAUUACUUUUGGGGGCUUUGUGUCUACACAGGACACUGUCGUGGCUCUCCAGGCUCUGGCGAAAUACAGUACCGCCACCUACAGACCAGAAGGACUCAUUACUGUUUCUGUAACAUCACCAUCAGGGCUGAUUACCUCAUUUGCAGUCACUCAGAGUAACAGGUUGCUGUAUCAGGAGAGUCAGCUGAAGGAGGUUCCUGGAGAUUACAAAAUCAAAGCAGAAGGGAAAGGCUGUGUGUACGUGCAGUUCACUUUGAGCUACAAUAUCCCUCCUCCUCCUGAUCGCUCUUCAUUCAGCAUCUCAGCCUCAGUGUCUGGAAACUGCAGGAUCCCAAAUCCAUCUCUGAAUGUGACCAUUACUGUCAUGUAUACCGGUCAGCGUGAGGAUACCAACAUAGUGGUCAUUGAAGUCAAGCCUCUUUCUGGAUUCAGUGUGGACUUGAACUCUGUGCAGCUCAUGAACGGCAAAUCAAACAUGACUGAUGGAGUUGUGAAACGUGUGGAUCAAACUAAUGGUAAUGCAAUCAUCUACCUGAAUAAAGAGGUGAGCUGUUUGGGAAUGACUGAAAAGCUUGAUUGGGAUGUGCUGAUUGUGUAUAUGCUGAAUAAAGAAGUGGAGAAGGUGUACACCCUGAUAAUUGUACAGAACCUUCCAGUGAAGAACCUAAAACCUGCUGUUGUGAAGGUUUAUGACUACUACAAGCCCGGUGAGAAGGCUGCAACUGAGUACACCUCUCCAUGUUCAGUUCAGUGA